Molecule: messenger RNA, 12402 nt
Organism: Osmerus eperlanus (European smelt)
Lineage: Eukaryota; Metazoa; Chordata; Actinopteri; Osmeriformes; Osmeridae
Gene: prx
Product: periaxin
Exons: 7
Coding region: 117-11279 (3720 amino acids)
Biological process (GO): regulation of RNA splicing; peripheral nervous system myelin maintenance
Cellular component (GO): cytoplasm; nucleus
Molecular function (GO): protein binding
Source: RefSeq, a predicted model, not a curated record
CUCUCCCUCUCCAGAGAAUCUGCCCGUCUGCUAGCACUCGCCUUUCGAUCUGUCGUUUUCUCGGUGUGUCAGGUGUGUCUGUGUGUGUGCUGUGUGUGUCCACGUCUCUUUGGACCAUGUGUGAGUGUCUGCGUGGGAUUUUCAGAGUCACCUGGACGCCCUCUUCCAAUGCAGACUCUGACAGAGAAGAGGACAGCCAUGCUUCCACCCGGCCCAGAGAGCCAGCCGUAAGAGACAAGAGACGGCCACCCCCCUCAGACAGGCCCCCAGGUGCUCCCGGUGCCCCCCAGACCAGCCCACACCACAGCGCCUCCUGCGACGACCAAGAGAGCCCCGAGAGGGUGGUCCAGAAGGAGAAGCUCCAUGCAGAGCUGAAGCAGGUGCUCAGCCUUAAGAGAAGCCACCUGAGUGAGUCGUGUUCCCUGGCCCAGCCUAAGAUGGACGCAUCUGUGGAGACCCAGACGGUGCUGGUGGAGGUGGUGGAGCAGCUGGUGGAGGUGGUGGUGGAGACGGAGGCGGAGGCCGGCGCGAGCGGCUACAGUGUGACGGGAGGAGGAACCAGGGGAAUCUUCGUAAAGGAUGUACUGAAAGACUCACCGGCAGCCAAGCAUCUCAGCCUCCAGCAAGGAGACCAGCUGCUGAGCGCUAGGGUUUACUUUGACAAUGUGAAGUAUGAGGACGCCCUGAAGAUCCUGCAGUGUGCUGAGCCUUACAAGGUCUCCUUCCUGCUGAAGAGAACCAUACCUGGGGUCGAUGUCACCGCCCACCCAGGGGCCACCAAUGUCGAGCUCAAAGGACCCAAGGUCAAGAUGCCCAAAAUGAGCGUCAAGAGCAUCAAACCUUUCAAGGUGAAGAAGAAGAGAGGAGGACGGUUCGGGUUGAAAAGGCUUAAGGAGAAGAAGGGGAGGGCAGGGGAGGUGGAGGUGGAGGGGUCUCCCCCCCGCCAUGUUGACGUGGAGUUUGCCCUGCCCAAGUUCAAACCCCAACGAGACGGGAAGGAGAGUGUGGAGGGAGCAGGUGAGCUCGGAGGAGAGGUAGCCAUGAUGAGGAAAAAGAAGAAGAUCAGGUUUCCUCGGAUGAGAGUGAAGGGUUCUGCUGCGGCAAGUGGGGGAGUAGAGACCUCGCAGCUUGAAGGAACAGCUGACAUCGCCUCGCCUGAGGUCUCUGGAGCCAAAGUCAAGGCCAAAGGAAAAGGCCACAGGUUUGGAAUUAACUUCCCCAAAACCAAAAAGAUGAAAUCAGACCCCGGCAUGGCAGAGGGAUCCCUGGAUCUGAAAACGCCUGAAGCCAAAGUCAAGCCGCCCUCGGUCGAGUUUGGCUUCUCGUCUGGAAAUAAGGAUGUUGACCUGCCUAAACUGGAGGUGAAGGGGAAGGAAGGCAUCACGUUUCAACCCCCUGAGCUUGAGUUCUCACUCCCCUCUGGGAAAGCAGAUGUCUCUCUGCCCAGCGUCGAAUGCAAAGGAGCAGUGAAGGGUCCGAAGAUUAACGUCAAAGGAGACAGUGAGGAUACUAAAUUAAGGAUGCCAAAACUGAAAUUACCUAAAGUCAGGCUUUCGCGUAUUUCUGAUGAGACUGAUGGAGACAUGAAAAUAAAAGCUGAAGGUCCAGAGAAGAAAGGUGGGCUGAAAAUGCCCGCAAUUGAUAUAGCAGCUCCUACAGUAGAUGUGGACUUUGCUCUGCCCAAAGGGAAGGGAGGGGUCGAGGGUGAGCUAAGGGCCCCUGAAGGAAAGCUGAAACACAGGGAGGGCAUGAAGGGUGGCAUAGAUGUCUCUUUACCUCAGGUGGCCUUCACAGGCCCUAAAAUAGAGGGAACUGAGGCAUCCGGGAAAGGUCCCAAGUUCAAAGUUCCAUCUGUGGACAUCUCUCUCCCGAAAGGUUCAGCGGAGGUCUCACUGCCUGAUUAUGAGACGAAGGAGUACUCUGGCCGUAAAAUGCCUGCUAUCGACAUAGACGUACCUGAUGUGGAUCUGGAACUGCACACUGGAAUUAAGGUGUCAGAUGAAGUUGAAGGACCUAGUUUCAAAGGGCCAAGUAUCACCAUGCCCGAAGUAAACAUCUCUUUACCAAAGAUAGGGUCACCAGAUGUGGAAUUUGAGGGACCGGAGAUAGGAAGGAAAAUGGACCUACCGAGUGUUGACAUCUCCUUCCCCAAGAUGAAAUCGGGAGAGACUGAUGUUGAUAUGAAGGAGUUUGUAGGUGGAGAGGGAAAGUUCAAAAUGCCCAACUUCGAUUUUAGUCUUCCAAAGAUUAAAUCACCAGAAGGGGGUGUGGAGUUGGAAGAACCCGAAAUCAAAGGGGGCUUCCACAUGCCCAAAGUAGACCUUUCAUUUCCCAAAGGUAAAACUGGAGCUGAUGUAGACAUUGAAGGUCACAACGGCAAAGGAGGAGGCAAGUUCAAAAUGCCCUCGUUUGAUGUUUCGCUCCCAAGUCUGAAGGCAUCCGGAGGGGAUGUCAAUGUGAAAGGAGCGGAUGUUGGGGGAGGAAAGUUUGACGUCUCAUUACCGAACACAGAGGGAGACAUUGAUAUUGAAGGACCCUCUGGGAAAGGUGGUAAAUUUAAAAUGCCCACAUUUGACAUAUCUAUGCCUAAAGGGAGAGUUGAGGGAGACCUGGACGUGGAUGGACAUUCUGGAAAAGGAGGGGGGAGGUUCAAAAUGCCCUCAUUGGAUGUGUCUCUACCUAGCAUGAAGACCACAGGGGGUGAGGUCGACAUAGAAGGACCUGAGGUGAAGGGAGGAAAAUUUGAGAUGCCCAAUAUAGACUUUUCACUGCCUAAAGGUAAAUCUAAGGGAGAUUACAACAUUGAAGGACAUUCUGGCAAAGGAGGGAAGUUUACAAUGCCAUCCUUAGAUAUUUCGCUUCCCAAAAUGAAACUCCCAGAGGGGAAUGUUGACUUUGAGGGCCAAAAUGUAAAAGGGGGCAAGAUCAAUAUGCCUGCAGUAGAUGUAACCUGUCACACAGGAAAGGUUGAGGGUGACAUAAAUAUAGCGGCAGAUACAGGAAAAGGGGGCAAGUUUAACAUGCCCUCCCUUGAUGUAUCUUUACCGAAAAUGAAGUUACCUGGGGGGGAGGGGAAAGUGGAAGGCCCUAAAACAAAGGGAGGCAAGUUUGAGAUGCCCUCGAUUGAUAUUUCUCUUCCGAAAGGAAAGGUUGAAGGAGAUAUUGAAGGACCUUCUGGGAAAGGAGGAAAGUUUAAAAUGCCCACAUUUGAUGUGUCUCUACCCAAGAUUAAGUCAAAAGAUGGAGACGUCAACAUUGAAGGACCUGAGGUUAAAGGAGGCACGUUUGAGAUGCCCUCAAUUGACAUUUCUCUUCCAAAAGGCAAUGUAGAGGGAGACAUUGACCUUGAAGGACCUUCUGGAAAAGGAGGAAAGUUUAAAAUGCCCACAUUUGAUGUGUCUCUACCAAAGAUGAAACUCCCUGAGGGUGAAGUCAACAUUGAAGGACCGGAGGCGAAGGGAGGGAAGUUUAACAUGCCCUCGGUUGACCUUUCACUGCCCAAAGGAAAAGUAGAGGGUGACAUCAAUGUCGAAGGACAGUCUGGAAAAGGAAGCAAGUUUGACAUGCCUUCACUAGAUAUCUCUUUUCCCAAAGUCAAGUUACCAGAGAGUGAGGUCAAGGUUGAAGGCCCUAAAGCGAGAGGAGGAAAAAUCGAGCUGCCCACAAUUGAUUUAUCCCUUCCGAAAGCAAAAGCGGAGGGGGAAAUAAACAUUGAAGGAAAAGGCAAAAAGGGAGGAAAGUUCAAGUUGCCCACUUUUGACAUCUCUCUCCCAAAGAUGAAGUCAAAGGAGAUACACAUCAAGGGUCCUGAAAUCAAAGGUGGCAAGUUAGAAAAGCCCUCGGUUGAUAUUUCCUUGCCCAAAGGGAAAGUUGAAGGAGACAUCAAUGUGGGAGGAGAUGCAGGAGAAGGAGCAGGUGGGAAGUUCAACAUGCCCUCGCUGGAUGUCUCACUUCCUAAAGUCAAGUCACCAGAGGUUGAUGUGAGUCUUGAAGGACCUGAAGUGAAAGGAGGAAAAUUCAAAAUGCCAACUUUGGACGUUUCACUUCCAAAGAUGAAGACCAAAGAUGGGGAGGUCAACGUCGAAGGCCCCGAGGUCAAGGGAGGCAAGUUUCAUCUCCCCUCUGUAGAUAUUUUGCUUCCCAAAACAAAGAGUGACAUAUCUCUUCCCAAAAUGAAGACACCUGAAGGUGAGGUCAACAUUGAAGGUCCCGAGAUAAAGGGAGGAACGUUUAACAUGCCAUCACUAGAUAUAUCACUUCCUAAAGUUGAGUUACCAGAAGGAAAGGUCAAGGUGGAAGGACCUGACACCAGGGGAGGAAAGUUUAAAAUGCCCUCAGUUGAUAUAUCUCUUCCAAAAGGCAAAGUAGAGGGAGACAUUGACCUUGAAGGACCUUCUGGAAAAGGAGGAAAGUUUAAAAUGCCCACGUUUGAUGUGUCUCUACCAAAGAUGAAACUCCCUGAGGGUGAAGUCAACAUUGAAGGACCGGAGGUGAAGGGAGGGAAGUUCCACAUGCCCUCGGUUGACUUUUCACUGCCUAAAGGAAAAAGUGAUAUUGAGAUAGAAGGACCACCUGGAAAAGCAGGAAAAAUCCACUUGCCCACAUUUGACGUAACGCUACCAAAAAUGAAGUCAAAAGAAGUUGACAUUAAUGUUGAAGGCCCCGACGUCAAAGGAGGAAAGUUCCACAUUCCCUCAAUUGACCUUUCAAUGCCUAAAGGAAAAAUGGAGGGUAACAUUGAUGUUAAAGGACCCUCUGGAAAAGGGGGCAAGUUUCACAUGCCCAAACUGGAUGUUUCUUUACCAAAGAUGACAUUUCCUGAGGGCGAUGUCAAAGUAGAAUGCCCAGACGUGAAAGGUGGCAAAAUCAACAUGCCCACUGUUGACAUAUCUCUCCCCAGAGGCAAAGCAGAGGGAGAGAUGGACAUUGAAGGACAUGGUGGCAAAGGAGGCAAGUUCCACAUGCCCUCCCUAGAUAUAUCUCUUCCCAAAGUCAAGUUACCAGAAGGUGAAGUCAAGAUCGAAAGCCCAGAUACCAAAGGAGGGAAGUUUAUGAUGCCCUCCAUCGACAUCUCUCUUCCGAAGGGAAAGACUGAGGGGGGAGUUGACAUUGAAGCACCAUCUGGAAAAGGAGGAAAGUUUAAAAUGCCCACAUUUGAUGUAUCUCUACCCAAGAUGAAGUCCAAAGAUGGUGAGGUUAAAAUUGAAGGGUCUGAGCUGAAAGGAGGUAAGUUUGAGAUGCCUUCAAUUGAUAUAUCUCUUCCCAAAGGUAAAGUGGAGGGAGAAAUUGAUCUUGAAGCACCAUCUGGAAAAGGAGGAAAGUUUAAAAUGCCCACAUUUGAUGUGUCUCUACCCAAGAUGAAGUCAAAAGAUGGAGAGUUUGGCAUUGAAGGACCUGAGGUAAAAGGAGGAAAGUUUGAGAUGCCCUCAAUUGACACUUCCCUUCCGAAAGGAAAAGCUAAUGUUGAUAUUGAAGGUCCAGAAGCUAAAGGAGCUAAAUUCCACAUGCCCGCAGUGGACUUGUCCUUUCCCAAAGGAAAAACCGAUGUGGAAAUUGAAGGACAUUCCGGCAAAGGUGGAAAGUUUAGCAUGCCUACAUUUGACAUCUCACUACCAAAGGCUACAUCUAAAAAAGCUGAGGUCAACAUUGAAGGACCUGAGGUUAACUGUGGCAAGUUUCACAUGCCCUCAAUAGAUAUUUCUCUUCCUAAGGGAAAAGUUGAGGAUGACAUUGACUUGGAAAGGCCUUCUGCAAAAGGAGGCAAGUUCCACAUGCCGAAAUUUGAUAUAUCUCUACCUAAAGUCAAGUUACCAGAGGGCGAGGUCAAGAUAGAAGGCCCAGAGGUCAAAGGAGGCAAGGUUGAAAUGCCCUUGAUUGAUCUUUCACUGCCUAAAGCUAAAGUUGAAGGUGACAUCAACAUUAGGGGAGACACAGGAGCAAAAGGGAAGUUCAACAUGCCCUCGCUGGAUGUCUCACUUCCUAAAGUCAAGUCACCAGAGGUUGAUGUGAGUCUUGAAGGACCUGAAGCAAAAGGAGGAAAAUUCAAAAUGCCAACUUUGGAUAUUUCACUCCCAAAGAUGAAGACCAAAGAUGGGGAGGUCAACAUCGAAGGCCCCAAGUUCAAGGGAGGCAAAUUCGAUCUCCCUUCUGUAGAUAUUUCGCUUCCAAAAGCAAAGGGUGACAUAUCUCUUCCUAAAAUUAAAACACCAGAGGGUGAGGUCAACAUUGAAGGUCCCGAGAUAAAAGGAGGAAAGUUUGAAAUGCCCAAAAUAGAUAUUUCUCUUCCUAAAGGCAAAGCUGAGGGUGGAAUUGACAUUGAAGGACCUUCUGGAAAAGGGGGCAAGUUCCAUAUGCCUACACUAGAUGUCUCACUGCCCAAACCAAAGUUGAAAGAGGGUGAGGUCAACAUUGAAGGCCCUGAGAUCAAGGGGGGUACGUUUGAAAUGCCUACGAUAGACUUCUCACUUCCCAAGAAGAAAGGGCAGGCUGAGAUGGAGCUGGAUGUUGAUUCUACUGGGAAAAAAGGCGGCAAGGGACUACACUUCCCAACAGUUGACAUAAAAGUACCAAAGUUCGACCUUGAUCUGAGCCUUCCAUCUGGCGGUAAAGAUGCCACACUGAAAAGGGACAUAAGUGGCCCUGAUGCUUCUGGUGGUAUUGAUAUGCCUGAUGUCAAUCUAAAGAUGCCAUCCAUGCCAAAGUUUGGACUUAAAGGAGAUGUAAACCUACCAAAGGUGAAAGAUCAGGGCCUGGAUGUGGGGGCAAGCGGAGAAACUACAGGGGGUGCCAUCAAGCUGCCUACAGUCAAACUGCCAACGGUCGAUAUAUCUGCUCCAAAAGUGGACCUGGAUUUCAGCCUGUCCAAACAUAAAGGGGAUAAUCGGGAAGAACUAGAGCUUCUUAAAGCUGAGGGAGGGCGGCCAUCUUCUGGGGCUAGCUUUGAGAUGCCUGACGUUUCCCUUAAAAUACCCAAGUUCUCUAUGCCAAAAUUCGGAGGAAAGUCCAAAAGUGAUAUAGAACUGAGUGGACAUGUCCAAGAGGGAGAUAUGAAACUCAGCCCACCAAAGGUAGAGGUGAAGGGCAGGGUGCCAUCAGUUGAAUUAGACAGUUCAACUAGUCAGGGGAAGGUGAAAAUAAAGGUUAAAAAGCCCAAAAAGAUGUUUGGAAUGACAAAGAAAGAUGCAGACCUUUCUGUGUCUGGCCCUGAGGUGGAUAUCAAGGUCAAGAAAGGAAAAGUGGACCUUCCCAAGCCAGAGGUGAAUGUGGAAGCCCCUGAGGGAAAAUCGAAAUACAAACUUAAAUUCCCAAAGUUUAAAAUGUCAUCUCCCAAAGCAAAAGUAGACGGAGGAGAGAUAGAUGCCUCGCUGGAAGGCGGGGCAGAUGGAAAAGCAGGCUUCCAUGCUCCUGAUGUCACCAUGAAAAUGCCCACGUUUUCCAUGCCUGGAUUUCGUUCAAGGGAGGCUGGUGUUGAUGGGCACAGCGGUGACUUUGAUGGCAAGGGCAAGUUAAAGAUGCCCUCAGUAGGGAUAUCCCUGCCAUCUGCCAACACUUCAGAGAGAGAGGUGUUGCUACCUAAAGCAGAGGUGGAUGUGUCUGAGGCCGAUAUCAGAGGCUACGAAGGAAAUCUGAAAAUUCCUAAGAUGCCGUCAAUAGACAUAUCAGUUCCGGACAUAGAUCUGGAUGUGUCUCUUCCCAAAGUGAAGCAUGACAGCAAAAUUGAGGGAGAAGGAGGAAAAUUCAAAAUGCCCAAGAUUAAAAUGCCUGAUGUUGACCUGUCUCUACCCAAAGGAAUAACUGGUAAUGUUGAUGCAGACAUGGAAAUUGAAGGUGAUGGUGGAAAAUUCAAGAUGCCCCAUAUCAAAAUGCCUGAUAUUGAUUUAUCGUUGCCCAAAGGAAAAAGUGGAAAUAUCGAAGGGCCAGAUGCAGGCGUUAAAGGAGAAGGGGGAAGACUCAAAAUGCCAACAGUUAACUUAUCGCUUCCUAAGGGAAAAUCUAUGGAUAUCAGUGAAGAGAUAGAGCUGGAGGGUAAGGGAGGGAAAUUCAAGCUGCCUCAUGUGAAAAUACCUCACCUGGACAUAGCUCUCCCUAAAGGAAAGCAUGGUGAGAUUGAAGGUCCAGAGGUGGAAAUUGAAGGAAAAGACGGAACAUUCAAGAUGCCUCAUGUGAAGAUGCCUACAGUUGAUUUAUCGCUUUCUAAAGGAAAAACUGGAGAGAUUGAAGGUCAAGAGAUUGAAGUAGAUAGUGGAAGAUUCAAAAUGCCUGGAAUCAAACUGCCAAAUGUUGACAUAUCUCUUCCUAAAGGAAAAACUGGAGAUGUUGACGUUAAAAUGGAGAUGGAGGGUAAAGGAGGGAAAUUCAAGAUGCCUCAUGUGAAAAUGCCAAAUGUUGAUAUUUCUCUGCCAAGAGGAAAAGCUGGGGAAAUAGAAGGCCCAGAGAUGGAAAUUGAAGGAAAAGGAGGCAAAUUCAAGCUGCCUCAUGUGAAAAUGCCACAUGUGGAUAUUUCUCUGCCUAAAGGAAAGCAUGGUGAGAUUGAAGGUCCAAAGAUUGAAAUUGAAGGAGAGGCUGGGAAAUAUAAAACGCCUGGAUUAAAACUUCCAAAUGUAGAUAUAUCUCUUCCAAAAGGAAAAUCUGGAGACGUUGAUGCAGAGAUGGAGAUAGAGAGGAAAGGAGGUCAUUUCAAUAUGCCUAAUGUGAAAAUGCCAAAUGUUGAUUUUUCUUUGCCUCGAGGACAAACUGGGGACAUUGACGGCCCUGAGAUGAAAAUUGAAGGAAAAGGAGGAAAAUUCAAGAUGCCUCAUGUCAAAAUGCCUACAGUUGAUUUUUCACUUUCUAAAGGAAAUACUGCUGAGAUUAAAGGUCCAGAAAUGGAAAUUGAGGGAGAUGGUGGAAAGUUCAAAAUGCCUGAAAUCAAACUUCCAAAUGUAGACAUUUCUCUUCCUAAAGGAAAGUCUGGAGAUGUUGAUGCAGAGAUUGCGAUGGAGGGUAAGGGAGGGAAAUUCAAGAUGCCUCAUGUGAAAAUGCCAAGUGUCGAUAUCUCUCUACAGAAAGGGAAAACUGCAGAAAGGCCAGAUAUGCAGGUGAAAGGAGAAGGUGGUAAAUGUAAAAUGCCAGUUGCAGUUGACGUAUCCCUCCCUAAAGGGAAAUCUGGAAUGAUCAGUUCGCCUGAGUUGGAAAUAGAGGGAGAUGGUGGGCGAUUUAAAAUGCCUGGUUUCAAGCUACCCACGAUGGAUGUAUCAAUGUCGAAGGGCAAGUCAGGUAAAUAUGAUUCAGAUAUCAAACAACCAAGUAUUAAAGGAGAGGGGAGCAUUACAGUGCCAAAGAUCAUGACCCCAGAUCUUGACUUGGAAGGGAGUGUUGGGGAACCCAAAUAUGGAGGUGAGGCCCAUGUGGAAAUGCCAGAUGAACAUGCAGAACAUGAACACAGGGGCCUGAAACUGAAGAUGCCAGUGUUGGACAUUGCAGGUCCGAAAGGAGGUGUAGAGCUGGAUUUAGGCUUGCACAGAGGAGAGGAAAAAAAGGACAGAAAGAGAAUAGAGCUGCCUGACUUGGAACUCAGCACCCCUGCUGCCAGCAGCAAAGUCAAAGGUCCCAAAAUGAAAGGCUCAAAAUUCAAAAUCGGCAUGCCAAAGAUGAAGAAUAUCGACCCGGUAGUAGACGUGCCUGUAAAGAAACCUGGGAAAGAAAAUGAAGGGAUCAGUGGCCAAUUCAAAAUCAAAAAGACCAAGCUGAAAGGUGACAUUCCUGAGGCAGAAGUCAGCGGCUCAGUACUACCAAACAUCUCCCUACCCGAUGCAACUUUCACAGGUCCCAAUGUAUCCCCCGGCCACAUUGAGGGCCCAGAUGUCAAUACCAAAAUCAAACACACGGAUGUUGAAAUCUCAGCUCCUUCAAAAUCAGGACAAGGAGGGGGCUGGGUCGACAAUGAAUGCCAAGACGGUAAAGGGAAUAUUAAGAUUCAGAUGCCAAAGGUCACUUUGCCCACAAUGGGCAUGAAGACCAAAUCAGGCCAAGCUGAGGCUGCAAGUCCAGAGUCAAAAAACAGCUUCUCACUACCAACUCCACCGCAGGUUCCUAGGAUACCAGAGAUAGACUUCGAUAUUGGAUCUUCCCUGGAUGACGAUGAGCAAAAAGAUAUGGCGAAGGGCAAGAAGAUCAAAAUACCCAAAUUUGGAGUGCCUUUGCCCUCUAUCUCCUCUCCUGAAGGUAGGCUACAUAUGUAUGGGCCAGAUGUUGAGUAUGAAGGUCCUAAAAUCCCCAAAGUCAAGAAGGCUGUGUUUGUCCUGGUGAACCCCCAAGCAGACCAGUCUAUGUCCACCAGUUUCUCUGGGGCUGAGGCUCAGGUGGAGACGGAAGAUGCCAAAAUCACGAUGCCACAAAUCAAAAUCAAGCAAAGCUAUGGAAAAUCGGGAUUGGAGAAUGAAGCAGCUCUGAGCACAGAGGGAGACGCAGAAGGAGAAGAGAAAUCCAAAGGAGCGAAGAUCAAAAUGCCCAAAGUUUCCUUCUCUCAUGGAAAGACAGAUUCAUUUGUCAAAGAUGAGGGCUCAAGUUCAGGCUUCAAUGGUGAGAAAGACCCUUCCUUCCACAAUGGAUCCAAGGAUGAUAAAGCCAAACCAGUAAAAAUCAAGCUCCCAAAAGUCGAGUUCACUUCCCCAUACGCAAAAACAGGAAGUGAACAGGAGGAUGCAGACAUGAGCACCAGGCUGGUGACAGAGCUCUCGGGAGGAGACGCAGAGAGCAAGGGUGUGAAAGUGAAGUCGGGGAAGAUGAGCUUCCCUGGGUUUAAGAUGACGACUGAGACAAGAGUGGAGGAGGAAGAAAGGGGCAACGUGGUGUGGUCACUGGCCCGGACAGAGAUGCUGGAGCGGGAAAACUCAGAGUCCCCUACUGGACUCACCUUCGGAGGGCCCUCCUGUUCUUUGCAGGUGGAGGCCGAAAGUGAAGAGAUGGAGCAUGAAGUGACGAAAAGCUCCACCUGUUUCAAGGUGCCCAAAUUCCACCUCAAGCCUCAUUCUACAGGAUUCCUUGACAUCACUCCUGAGGGUUCUCCUAAGACGAGCAGAACCUCGCUGCAGGUCGAGGGUCUGGAAGGGGAGACAGCUGGAACGUUCCGUCUGCAGACAUCCGGGAUCGGGUUCUCCACUCAGGAGGUGUCUGAGGAACAUCACAUGACCACGUCAAGUGAAGGAACCGUCACAAUGGUGACCAAGACCACCAAGCACACAGUUACAGAGACCAGGAAGGGGGGAAGCCACACCACAGUGAAACAGUACCAGUACUAGACACAUACACCACUCAUUUGCAGUAGCUGCAACUACAGAAGUUUGAGAAGAUCAAUGUUUUAUCCCUCUUUAUUUUUUUCAUUUUACAUGUGACCAUUGUUUUUGUAAUUGUUCCUCUGAGUUUGUUGGUAAUAUAGUAUGGAAUCUUUGAUGAUGGUUUUACUGGCUUCAAUCUGAAUGUAAUCAUCAUUGUCAAUUCAUUAUUUAUUGUUGUUUAUAACUGAUAGGUCUCAUAAAAGUAGUUAUGAGAAUAAUUUAACAUUCAUUAUUCAUAUUCACGGUAAGAGCUAUUUACACCAAAGAAAUAUUUCUGUAAAUACAUUUAUAUUGUGGCUUAUUACAUCUUUAGCCCUCCUUGAAACUAUGUAAUUAUUUUCAUAUUAGCACCCAUAGGAAUAGAAAGUAUUUCUGUUUGGUGAUUUGUGUCUAUUUUCUGCUAGGCUUGAAUGAUGAAGUGAGGUUGAAGAUUUAACUAAUAACUUUUUCUCUGCUUGUUUUUAUUUCUGUUCAUUAUAUACGUCUUUUUUUUAUCACAAUCCACAAAUAAUUCAACAGACACAUUUUGUCAGCUGCUGCAAUGUCAGAGGUCAAACCCUACAGUAGAGGCUAUCACCUCACAUUAUGUAAAGCCAUGGUAUACAAAAACUGAGCACGUUCACUUUUAUAAAAAGGUUUGUUUCAAAAUUAGAUGCAAAGAAAAAUAAUCAGACAAUAAUAGAUGUUGUGUUCUUCACACUUUACUAGAAGCAUCUCAUUUGUGAGACCUUAUUUAGUUUUUUUGUUCUUUUGAUGGGUUGAAUUGAGUGCUAAACUGCAAUGUUUCCAAAAUCAUCUGUCAAGUCAAAACAAGUUUACAGUUUUCACUAACAAUAUUGACAUAACCGUAGAGGACAGAGUAGGCCUAUAUUACAGAACUAGAAUGAGGGCACGCCCACAGCACAAUUAGAUGCACGCAGUGUAACAUUAAAUAUAUAUGUAUAGAGAUUUUAUGAAAAAAAACCUUUCUGGAUUUAGCCUCUUUCAAAUAUUUCUUUUUCAGCGCAUUAGGCUUCACCAGCGGCAUUAGAGAACAUGUUGUUCAAUUGAUCAUAUUAAUAAACUGCUUAUUCAUAAGAAAAAGUAA